Caenorhabditis angaria is the source of this 1076-nucleotide messenger RNA. NCBI's taxonomy places the organism in Eukaryota, Metazoa, Nematoda, Chromadorea, Rhabditida, Rhabditidae. The record is from the annotation of a GenBank genome assembly.
AUGGUUGAUGAAACGACGCGAUCGACAAAAUUAUCAGAAAUGUAUACUGUAGGCGAUUUUCGAGCUCUUGGAGCACCGCCUGCUUUUAAUGGAGAUGAGAUUAUUGUUUUAAGAAGUGCUGAAACUAUUUCCGAAGUUUUUCCGGAUUGGGUGUCAAGAUCUGGUUUAACCGAGAAUAAUUUGAUCCCUUUUGAUGUGGUGGGUUUUUAGUUGCAUUUUUGAGGCUAGAAAUAAUUUUUUGCUAAAAAAAGCCGAAGAGACUGGUUCUUUAAAUAUAGAUUUUCAGAACUGCCCAGUUGAACUACCAAAUCGAUCCGAAAUUCGAAAAUCUUACUCCGCUGAUCCGCCACUUUCCGAAAUGGGAAAAAUCACGGCAAAAAUGAUGGGACGCGAAAUAAUCGAGCGAAAAAUUAUACCAACUGUAAUAAUUUCGACGCCUGAUUUGGCGAGUGUUGAAACUGCGGCGAUUAUUCAGAAAUUUAUUGGACUCGAAAAAUCGCCGAAAAUUCGAAUCGAACCCGAAUUGUCGACAAUGCACAAUGUGAAAAAUGUGUUUUUUAAUCGGGAUGAAUUUUUGAGAAUGGGAAUAAAUAUUGAUUCGAAGACAAAUCAAUUGAAAGCUAUCGUGAGUUUUGGGAAAAUACUUUCACAAGUAAAUUGAAACAUUUUAUCCAAUAUUUUUGAAAAAUACCUUUUUUUAGACCUCAAACUCGGAAUUUGUUGAUUUGGUAAAUCACAUAAAAAGAGCAUUUCAUGAGCUGACUAAUAAACAAGAUUCAAAUAUUUUGAUGAUUGUUGAUGCACUUUCAGCCAAAAUCAUUGCAAGUCUAUUUUAUGGCGUUGAAUUUGCGAAAAAUCGUGAUAAUUUGGAGGAAGAACGAUUGAAAGCAAUUUCGAAUUUCCCGCCGUUGGCUAGUUUUUCGACUUUUAGAGUUCCAGGAAGUGGAAAUGUGAGUUUUUUGAAAGUUUGCGGAAAAACAUAGAAAUUUUCGUUUUAGAAAAUGUACGAUAUUUCGCCGGUUACACUGCGCCCAUUGAAUUAUACUGGAUUUUCUAGCAAUAUUGAACUUGAUUGA